Molecule: messenger RNA, 2311 nt
Organism: Phaedon cochleariae (mustard beetle)
Lineage: Eukaryota; Metazoa; Arthropoda; Insecta; Coleoptera; Chrysomelidae
Source: the annotation of a GenBank genome assembly
GGCCUUCGCACAAAACCAAUGAGAUAGAAAAAUGGUCCGGUGCAAUGGAAAUAUGUGAGGCCUCUAUCUGAUUGGGAAAAAACAGCCAUGACGAUACGGUUAUGGUUAUUCACCUCUAGUUAUAAGUAUUUUGAUAUUUUACAUCGAGUCUGAGGACUAGCAAUGGCAAUAAUAAACACCAACCUACUUGAGAAACAGAAAUCUUCCACAAUAUGAAUUCCCAAUGAAUAGAAGGCCUUUAAACUACUCUAAACAGAAAAAAAUCGAUGCUGGCCUCGAUUUCCAUUGCGGAAAAUAUUUUUCUACGAAGAACAAACGAUCUUUGAUUUCAAAAUAAUAGUUGGAAUCUAAAACUUACAAGGCAUGGACAGAUGCUUUUCAACAGAGUUAGAUUUUGGGGUAUACUGCUAUUACUCUUCGUCUAUUUAGUGGGCAUUCUGGUUCUGUCGGUUAUUUCACUUCAUGAUAACAAACAUGGACGAUACAGGAACGGUGUUGAAGUCACCCACCAACAUCUAUCGAAAUCGAAAAACUUCGACUUUGGCAUCCCAGGAUUCAGAUCGCCCUCUCGUAGAUCGAAGAUAAAUUGGUGUGCAGAUCUGAGGUACAUCGAUCCACCUGGAGAAACCAUUGCUCUGGCCUCUUUUCCAGGUAGUGGCAACACUUGGUUGAGAUACCUUCUGCAGCAGGCUACAGGACUCUUCACUGGGUCUGUGUACAAAGAUUACGGUCUACUGAAAAAUGGUUUCCCUGCGGAAAGCGUACUGAACGGAUCAGUUUUGGUGGUGAAGACUCACGAAUGGGGCCCAAAAUCCAGGAACAAGUUCUCGAAGGCCAUUUUGCUAGUUAGAGCCCCCGCGGCAUCAAUUCAAGCCGAAUUCAAUAGGCAAAGUGGCGGGCAUAUCGGGUUCGCUUCACCUGACCGAUAUAAGAGGAUGAGAGGUCGAUACUGGCAGCAGUUCGUGACGGACAAGCUGAACGGCUGGCAGCAAAUGAACCUCGACUGGCUGUACAACUUCACCGGUCCCACCCACGUGAUCUUCUACGAGCAGCUGGUGGACAAUGUGGAGCACACAUUGCGCACCGUCAUGGCGUUCGUGGGCGUGCGCGUGGACGAGGGUCUCGUCCAGUGUGCCAUGGAAAGAAAGGAGGGGAUAUACAGGAGGAAGAAGCGUGCUGUGAACUUCGAUCCCUACACCGAGAAGAUGAAGGAGAGGAUCAAGGAGGUGCAAGAGAAGGUGUACGGGGCCAUUUACAAUUUGGCAGCGCCUGCCACCAGUUGAUCUCACAUGUAGAUUUAUUAUUUGGAGAUGAGUCUAGAGAAAAAAAUUGUAGCCAGUUCCAGCGAGAGUGAAGGUCUCACGUGUAGAUGUUUUGUAUGAAGGGAAUUCUAGGGAAAAAAUUGGCUGUGCUGCCUCCAGAAUUAAGCUGAAGAUCGUAUUCUGGAGACUAAUACUCGAGGAACAGAAUAUAGAACACGACAAAAUGAUACUUAUUACUUAUUUCUUCAUAUGAGCACAUACUCUGAAAUGUUCUGAAACGGCUCGUCAACGAGAUGAAGGGCACUGAUGAAGUAACGUAUUUUUCAACGAAAAUUUGAAGAAUUUGAGCAUUCCAAUAUAUAUAUUGAUAGAUAUAACUUUGAGAUUUUGUUGAAGGGACAAACAGCAGUGAUAAAAAGAGGUGCAAGUAAGUGAGGUGAUUCAUAGUGUUUACUUUUCAAUGAGGUGAGAAAGCUACUCCAAUAUUAUUGAAUGAAUACCUAGUUAGUAAGGAAGAGGUAUAUUAUCUGUUAAUCGAAAAAAAAAUUGCAAAAAUCGGCCUCAUUGACCACAUUUUCAUCAAGCUAGUGACCUCAGAAUUUUUCAAAACGUGUCAAGACUCGCUUUUCUGUUUAUAAUCAAACAUUUCCCAUGCUCAAACAUUUCAAGUACUUACUUAAACAAACAAGGGAUACAUUAUCUUGUUUCCUGGAAUAUUAAUUGUCUCAAAUUCACAUCAUCGUCGAGAAAACAGUGUUCAAAAAUCCACAUUUAUGUCCACCUCUUGUAGAAAUGUAAAUUCGAACAACGAAAUCAAAAGAACAACAAUCCAUAACAACAAAUUAGACAAUCAAAAUAAUCAAAACUAUAAUCUGUUUGAGGUGACAUUAUGAAAAAUUCGUCCUAAAAUUGUCCAUUUUGACAAAUAUUCUAUUGAAACAAAUGAGUUCUCGAUGUUUUCGGUGAACUAGUGCCAUUGGGUCAAUGAAGAGGGAAUAUUAUACCAACCUCUAACCUAUACUAACCAGGUUGUCAUUAAAAACGACAAU